This is a messenger RNA of Haliotis rufescens (red abalone), 712 nucleotides long. Its product is annotated as chromosome transmission fidelity protein 8 homolog. NCBI's taxonomy places the organism in Eukaryota, Metazoa, Mollusca, Gastropoda, Lepetellida, Haliotidae. The transcript is spliced from 3 exons. The record is from RefSeq and is a predicted model, not a curated record. Gene Ontology annotation, cellular component: Ctf18 RFC-like complex. Bases 89 to 457 code for a protein of 122 amino acids. Gene Ontology annotation, biological process: mitotic sister chromatid cohesion.
CGCAGUACGUAUUUGUAAUAAGAAGAGACGGAACCAAGCGACCCGGAAAUGAAAUAUUGCGCGAAAGCGGACAACAUUCAAUACAAGGAUGGUGCAGGUGUACAUACAACUACCUGGUGACGCCAAGGAUUGUCCAGAGUGGGCCAUCAUUGACCUUCAAGGUGCCCUUGAAACCCGACAUCCGGUGCCCCUUGGUGGAAAAUUCAUUGGUGAUUUGCAUUUCACCAACAAGGAUGCACCAGUUCUCAUUAUCGGGCAUCACAUUUUAUUUGGAAAAGUGGUGGAGCUGGAAAAACCCUUUGCUGUGUUAGCAAAACAAUCACAUAAACAAGGAGAUGUUGCCAUGGAAACCAAUCCAACAAAUAAUGGCUAUAUUGUAGAAGCCAUCAUAAAGAAGAAGAUACUGUUCAAGACACGACCAAAGCCAAUUAUUUCUCAUGUUCCUAAGAAAUUAUGAUUUGAAGUUGUUUCGAUGUUUCCUUUGUAGCCAUGGUAGAACUUUGGUAAUGUACAUAGAAAAUCAUUUAUUAACAUAUUAUUGAGAUUGCUACAUGUGAUUUCUUCAUCUUUAAACCGCUUUCAAAUCAUGAAAGCGUAUUGUAAAAUAAUUGUUUGAUCGGUAUCAUUGUGGGGGCACGGGUGGCCCAGUCGUCUAAGGCGCCGCAAUUCGCUGUGCAGAGUUGCGUCCCUUGGGCACGCCAGAAACCUAUGA